Molecule: messenger RNA, 2562 nt
Organism: Candidozyma haemuli
Lineage: Eukaryota; Fungi; Ascomycota; Pichiomycetes; Serinales; Metschnikowiaceae
Gene: CHO2
Product: phosphatidylethanolamine N-methyltransferase
Exons: 1
Coding region: 1-2562 (853 amino acids)
Biological process (GO): phosphatidylcholine biosynthetic process
Molecular function (GO): phosphatidylethanolamine N-methyltransferase activity; oxidoreductase activity, acting on the CH-CH group of donors
Source: RefSeq, a predicted model, not a curated record
AUGGCCCAGGGCAUUACCUUCCGUGGCGAGACCUUCGCCGUUCCGGAAACUCACGAUAUGGUGAAGACGCUUUUCGACCCCACAGUCAGGAAGCUGGUGUGUGAAGUGAUCAUCUUGGUGCUUUUGGCGUCCAACGGGUUGGUGUUCUUGCUUCCGCUGGCCGACGCCCAGAUCAAGGCGUUUAUUGCGUUGUAUGUGUUUUGGCGUUUUUGCUAUAACUUUGGCAUUGGCUACUUGCUUAAUCAGCAGCUGAACAGGUUUAGGCUUGUGGAGUGGGCACGCAAGUACCGUGUGUUUGACAAGGAGAACAAGAGUGGAUUGGCUAAUUUUGUACGGUUGGAGAUCAGGUCGCAGAUGGGCGCUGAGUAUGAUAUCUGUGGGUUUCCAGUGGACUUCAAUACGUGGUUGAUUUUCCGCAAAGUGGUGGAUUUGAUCUUGAUGCUGGACUUCACUACGUUUGUGUGUCUUGUGGUGGCGUGCUGCCUUAAGGACGAUUACCAGUUUUUGCACGGGCAGCCGGUUUGGGCGGUGAGCUCAAGAAUUGUCGUUGGUGUGUCGUUGAUCUUGUUUAACCUUUGGGUGAAGAUCAAUGCUCAUAAUACCAUUAAGGAUUAUGCGUGGUACUGGGGGGACUUCUUCUUCCGCCAGAUCAACAAUGAAGAUUUGAUUUUCGACGGUGUGUUUGAAAUGUUCCCUCAUCCCAUGUACUCGGUGGGUUAUAUUGGAUACUAUGGGUUUGCGCUUAUUGCUAAAUCGUAUACGGUGCUUGUGGUUGCGUUGUUUGGCCAUUUCUUGCAAAUGGUGUUCUUGCACUUUAUUGAAAACCCUCAUAUCGAUAAGAUCUAUGGUCCUUCGGCCAACGAGAACAGUUUACUGCAGUUGAUCAGCUAUAAGGAUUUGGCUAAUUUCGAUAACGCAAAGCCUUUGGUUGGGUUGGCCAACUUUAACCUUCUUAGAGCCAGUGAUGUGAUCAAUUUGAUUAACUGUGUGACGUACCUGGCGUUUAUUCCCAUUUUGGCGUCGCUUUCUGCCUCCAACGUUUCUGCUGUGGGUAGGAUUCUUUUCUACUUGACCGUCACCAUCAAGGUUCUUGAAUCUGUGUCUAUUAACAGUGUUCUUGUUUUCCAGAGCGAGUUUAAAACCUUUACUAGAUGGUACCUUUCCAAUAACGUGCCCGUGGAGAAGUCUUUGAACAACUUUGCUGUUCUUUACAACUCCUUCAUCAACUUGACGUAUGCUUCGUUUAUUGGUAUGAACUUGUUUAAGGUUCUUACCUGGUGUGAGUUCCAGCACUUGUUCUUUACCGAUUACCUUUACUUGAGGAUUUUCAUGGGCGUUUUGCUUGUUAUUACUCAGGUUUGGAUCAACACUUCGAUUGUUGAUCUGAUUGGUUACUUUGGUUGGUUUUAUGGUGAUUUCUUUAUCCCCAAGUCUUCGUUCAUGCCUCAAAGAGCCCACUUGACCAAGGCUGGUGUUUACCGUUACUUGAACAACCCAGAACAAGUGUUUGGUGUUUGUGGUGUCAUGGGAGCUACGUUGAUGUUGCCUACUUUCGAUAACCUUGUGAUUUGCUUGAUUUGGGUCGUCAACAACUUUGUCAGAAUCAACUUCAUUGAAAAGAACCACAUGAUCAAGAUCUAUGGUGAAGAAGAGGUCUACCAAGACAGUGGAGUCACCAAGACCGUCAAGAAGCACUUGUUGCCUGAAAGUAUUGAAAAGAAGCUCAGUAGAUCUGACUCGCAAAAACGCAACGCUGCCACCACCUCGUUGAUUUUGUCGUUUGACAGUUUCAUGAAGGAGUUGAGAGCCACCACCAGCAUGUUCUCCAAGCAGAACAUCGCCGACUUAUCCCAGAACAAGUACUUUGCCAACAGCGACUACCACUUAGAAAUCACCGGCUUGGAAGAGUCCGAUUCUAUUCCUUACAAGUACGUGGGCCAGCCUGUGAAAGUCAACUUCACUGCUCCUUCAGAGCACUCUGCCCAUGACUGGGUUGGUUUAUACAAAGUCACCCAUACCACCUACUCCCGUUACAGAACAUUGAUUUCGUCCAACUCCCGCUGGGACUGGACUGGAGCCGAAACCACCGGUUCCAUCGAGUUCUCCAGAGACAAGUUAUUCUGGGAAGAAGGCCUCUACGAGUUUAGAUACCAUAUCGACGGCAAGCACGAUGUUGGAUUCAUCUCGUCGCCUUUCGAAAUCAAGGUUCCUCAUAUUCCUGUCCCCACCAACCCUUCAGAUGCCACCGAGUUGGCCCAGGAGCUCAACGAAACCAUCUUCUCGCCCAUGUUGGAGUCGUCUCCCGACAUCAACACGCCGAUUUACCAGUUUAUUUCCAAAACAGACGACAUUGUGGCCAUUUACACCAGAGUCGCUCAGCUUAUUGCCAAGAGCACUGGCGUGAAGGUCAGCAAGCGGUUCUUGAUCUACAACGACAACGAAAGCGGCAACAAGUUCACCAUCUACGACUUGGCUGCCAAGUUGGUGUCGAUCAACAAUGCCUUGUCUGAGUUGCUGGUGGACGAGCACGAGCAAGAUUUACAGGAUAAGAAGACCCAGUAG